Penicillium antarcticum is the source of this 1413-nucleotide messenger RNA. RefSeq lists its product as uncharacterized. The record is from RefSeq and is a predicted model, not a curated record. Lineage: Eukaryota; Fungi; Ascomycota; Eurotiomycetes; Eurotiales; Aspergillaceae. Gene Ontology annotation, cellular component: endoplasmic reticulum membrane. Gene Ontology annotation, molecular function: Delta24(24-1) sterol reductase activity. The coding region runs from base 1 to 1413 and encodes 470 amino acids. The transcript has 4 exons. Gene Ontology annotation, biological process: ergosterol biosynthetic process.
AUGGCUGUCAAACAGAGAAAUCCUGCUGUUGCCGUCCUAGCCAAGGGGGGCGACGAAAAUGGAUCAACUACAGCAAAAAAGUUCACCGAUGGCGCCUCAGAUGAAUUCGAGUUUGGCGGUUCCCUUGGUGUGAUGCUUUUGAUGAUUGGCUUUCCUCUGCUGAUGUGGUAUAUGUGGGUUGGAGCCACAUACUACGAUGGCAUGCUUCCUCUGCCCGAGUCGAACCAGACUUGGGCUGACUUUGGCCGUCACCUGUGCCAUUUGGUCUUUGAGGGAGCCUAUCCAUCCGCAAAAGCCUGGGGUAUCUUCUGGACAUUUUUCAUCCUGGAAGCAGUCAUGUACUGCUACAUGCCUGGAGUCUCAAACUUUGGCCGACCAUUGAGACAUGAAGGCGGCAAGAGACUUCCUUACUAUUGCUCUGCAUAUUGCAGCUUCUACGCAACACUCUCCAUUGCUGCUGUCUUACAUGUUACUCGCGUGUUCCCACUAUACACUCUGAUCGACGAAUUUGGACCUAUCAUGAGUGUCGCUAUCCUCUCUGGCUUCCUCAACAGCUUCAUCGUCUAUGUCCAAGCUAUCAUCCGCGGAAGAACCCACAGACUUUCUGGGUCUCCCGUCUAUGAUUUCUUCAUGGGUGCUGAGUUGAAUCCCCGUAUUGGCAUUUUGGAUUUCAAAAUGUUCUAUGAAGUCCGGAUCCCGUGGUUCAUUCUGUUCCUCAUCACCUGCUCCGUGGCUGCUCGCCAGUAUGAAAGGUAUGGCUAUGUCUCUGCCGAAGUGAUUUUCUUGGCCGGUGCACAUUACUUGUACGCGAACGCUUGUGCCAAGGCUGAGCAGAUGAUUAUAACCAGCUGGGAUAUGUACUUCGAAAAGCUGGGAUUCUUGCUCACAUUCUGGAACUUGGCCGGUGUGCCCUUUACCUAUUGCCAUUGUGCUCUUUACUUGGCCAACCACCACCCAUCGGAAUAUCAGUGGAACCGCUAUACCCUCGCAGUAUUCUCAGCGCUGUAUCUCUUCUUUUAUUGGAUGUGGGAUAGCGCAAAUGGCCAAAAGAACGCAUUCCGUCACCGGGCAAGAGGUCAGCUCGUCAAACGGAACACGUUUCCCCAAGUGCCAUGGCAAGCUAUUGAGAACCCCAAAACCAUCGAAACAGAUACCGGCGAUCAUCUCAUGGUCGACGGUUGGUUUGCGAUUAUUCGAAAGCCAAACUAUGUCCCUGACAUGUUCUUUUCUAUGUCGUGGGGUCUGAUCACUGGUUUCAAGAGCCCAUUCCCUUGGUUCUAUUUCAUCUUUUUCAUGAUUAUGAUCAUCCACCGCACUAAUAGGGAUACCAACAGAUGUCGUAGGAAGUACGGCGAGGCCUGGAAGCGCUAUGAGCGGGAAGUUCCCUACUUGUUCAUUCCAUAUGUGAUUUAA